GCGGCGCCGGGCAGGCCUGAGCGGCGGCGCGCGGCGCCCGGCCCGCGGGGAUGCGGGACCGGCUGCCGGACCUGACGGCGUGUAGGAAAAAUGAUGAUGGAGACACAACUGUUGUUAUUGAAAAGGACCAUUUUAUGGAUGAUUUCUUCCAUCAGGUUGAGGAGAUCAGAAACAGUAUAGCUAAAAUAGCUCAGUAUGUUGAAGAAGUAAAGAAAAACCACAGCAUCAUUCUUUCUGCACCAAACCCAGAAGGAAAAAUAAAAGAAGAUCUUGAAGAUCUGAACAAAGAAAUCAAGAAAACUGCUAAUAAAAUUAGGACCAAGUUAAAAUCUAUUGAACAAAGUUUUGAUCAGGAUGAGAGUGGGAACCAAAUGUCAGUGGAUCUUCGGAUACGAAGAACCCAGCAUUCAGUGCUGUCUCGAAAGUUUGUGGAAGCCAUGACCGAGUAUAGUGAAGCACAGACUCUAUUUCGGGAGCGAAGCAAAGGCCGGAUACAGCGUCAGCUGGAAAUAACUGGAAAAACUACCACUGAUGAUGAACUAGAAGAGAUGCUGGAAAGUGGGAAUCCCUCCAUUUUCACGUCAGACAUUAUUUCGGAUUCACAGAUUACUAGACAGGCUCUCAAUGAAAUUGAGUCACGUCAUAAAGACAUUAUGAAGCUGGAGACCAGCAUCCGAGAGCUGCAUGAGAUGUUCAUGGACAUGGCCAUGUGCGUUGAGACUCAGGGUGAAAUGAUCAACAACAUAGAAAAAAACGUUAUGAAUGCCACAGACUAUGUAGAACAUGCUAAAGAAGAAACGAAAAAAGCUAUUAAAUAUCAAAGCAAAGCAAGAAGGAAAAUGAUGUUCAUUAUUAUUUGCGUAGUUAUUUUGCUUGUGAUCCUUGGAAUUAUCCUAGCAACAACAUUGUCAUAGCAACCAUGUCCCAAGAGCCAUUUAUCCUUGGAGUCAGACCAUAUCUGCAGCAAAUGAGCCUCCUCCCAUUUCAUGAAUGAAUCCUAGACAUUGUGACACAUGGCAUUGAGUGCUGACUUUUUAUUAGUGAAUUCAAGGAGAAAACGCAACAGAAUGUAUUGUUUGGUGAGAAAAGCAGAAUGGAUGUGAUGAGUUAACCCAAACAUCCUCGGACUCUACAUAACACACCACAAAAAAUUAACAAUGUGAAACUGGUUUCAGUGGCCUUAAAAUAAGGAAUUAUUGAAGUUUUCAAUUUUUUAAAAAUAUUUCAGUGUUAAAAAUGUAUGUGAGGUUUAAUUAGGAAUGUCUUAUGUGAUGAAGCUAUUAGAUGUGAGGUCUAAGACUUUCUUCCCUGUCCCAGCUAACAUGCUGAUUGAGACGUUUUUGUACUGUGUUUAAUUUGUGUUUGUUUAUGUUUGCAAAAAUUAUUUUUAUUAUCACAGAGCUGUUUUGUAAGAUAUCUAUAAUUUUAAAUGUUUAUAAAUUGUUUAAUAUAUUAACAUCUUAAUUUACUCCAAUUUUAUAUAUUAUCUAUUGCCUUUUAAAAGAAAUAGGAAGGUUCAUGAUAUUAGAGCCAUUUUUGCACAGUUGUUUACAAAGUUUGCCAUCGGCCUAGAAGACGUUGGUUGCAAGGUUCCCCAAAAAGCCUUUCCUAGUGCCUUCUGUUAAAAUUGAUUUAAAUGCACCCAACACCCUGUGGGAAAAGCUUGAUCGAUUAUUGUACUCAGCUCCAUUUCUAGCUGUUUCAUCACCCAAGAUAAUAAAUUAGUUACUACACUGUAAAGACAAUGCUCUCUUCUUUUAUUCAUUACAAAGUAAGGUUUGUGAUUCCCUGUUUACACUAAUAAAGUCUCAAUUUAAGAUGGUGAUAAAACCAAAUUUUAAACUCAAGGGGAUUAUUCCCAGACAUUAAGUAAUUCUUUUAAAUUUCAACUGUUGUACAGAUCACCUAAAUGUUCUUGUUCAGUACCUACUCUCCUGCUGAACUUUAAAAGUUAAUUCCCAAAGUUUACAGGAAUCUAUGAUAAUUAACUUUUUUUUUUUUUUUUUUGCGGUACGCGGGCCUCUCACUGUUGCGGCCUCUCCCGUUGCGGAGCACAGGCUCCGGACGCGCAGGCUCAGCGGCCACGGCUCACGGGCCCAGCCGCUCCGCGGCACGUGGGAUCCUCCCGGACCGGGGCACGAACCCGUGUCCCCUGCAUCGGCAGGUGGACUCUCAACCACUGUGCCACCGGGGAAGCCGAUAAUUAACAUUUUUAUUACUCAUUAUUUUUAGUAUAAUAUGCUUUAUUUUUAGACUGUAAAAUGUAUGACAUCUUACUAGUGAAUGGACAUCUAUAAGAUAGCAUCUCGUCAAAAUUUUAAAUGCAUAUGUGAAGGAUACUCAAAAUAUAGUUAACUCUUGUUACUUCUGUAUGUGAUUGUGUAAGCACAAGACUGUAUUUUAACUUCGGCUUGAAAUCUUAUAGAUAUGCUUGAUUGCAAACUGUAAGUGUGAAUUAUAUUGGACCGUUUAGAAAUGGUGUUCCUUAUUCAGUACAAUUAUGAAUUUCACUCAUUCAUACGUUAUACAUCUAACUGCUUAGCUUAGGCUUAAGUCUGUAUUUAUGCGUUUUAUUUACUUGCUGGCCAUCACCGUGUAGUCAGAAUUCCUAUAGGAGUGUCCUGGCUCUAGCAUAUAUAUUUCUUAAAUCUUUAAAAAGCCUGUCAGUGGGACAUGCUCCCUGAUUUGUGCUUAAGU
Molecule: messenger RNA, 2697 nt
Organism: Kogia breviceps (pygmy sperm whale)
Lineage: Eukaryota; Metazoa; Chordata; Mammalia; Artiodactyla; Physeteridae
Gene: STX2
Product: syntaxin 2
Biological process (GO): synaptic vesicle fusion to presynaptic active zone membrane; exocytosis; intracellular protein transport
Cellular component (GO): presynaptic active zone membrane; SNARE complex; endomembrane system
Molecular function (GO): SNAP receptor activity; SNARE binding
Source: RefSeq, a predicted model, not a curated record